Thalassophryne amazonica is the source of this 6758-nucleotide messenger RNA. RefSeq names its product thyroid hormone receptor associated protein 3a (gene thrap3a). Gene Ontology annotation, molecular function: mRNA binding; DNA binding; transcription coregulator activity. Gene Ontology annotation, cellular component: exon-exon junction complex; mediator complex. The record is from RefSeq and is a predicted model, not a curated record. The transcript has 10 exons. Gene Ontology annotation, biological process: positive regulation of transcription by RNA polymerase II; mRNA processing. Bases 569 to 3235 code for a protein of 888 amino acids. NCBI's taxonomy places the organism in Eukaryota, Metazoa, Chordata, Actinopteri, Batrachoidiformes, Batrachoididae.
UUGCCAUAAUUGUUCUGUCCUUUGAGGCAGAAUGACUGAGAUAUGACAGUCAAACGAAAGAGGAACACAUAUCCUGAUCGUGACCAAGCAUGUCUUAAAAAUGACCGAACAAACAAUUUGGAAAAAAGCAGAGAAUUAUUUACUUUCUGACUCCAAUCUGGUGAUAGUUCUUCAUUUUCCUUCGCGCUGUCAUCAUCUGUAAGUUAGCAAAUAUUGUUUUAACCAUUUGAUGUGACUCACAGUACAAAUAUAAAUGUGCUCACCCACCCGGGUUCACAGUGACCCACCACGGAGACUGAGGCACCUCGCUGAAAGCACAACACCCAAAAAUGUCACAUUUCAUGCCAAAGUGUUCAUAAAACAUAAAACUUUUCUAAGCUGGUCGGUACGUCUGUGUCUCUGGCAAACACAGAGUCAAAGGUUUGCAGUUCUUUUUUUUUCCCCCCACCUACCCAUGUGACUGUGUGCUCCAGCAGAGCUGGCCAGAGCAGAGAUGCAAUAUCUGUAGCUCACACUCAGUGUGCAGGGCUGCUCUGUGCGCUGCCUGAUUUAUUCACUCUCGUUUCCAAUGAAAAAUCACGCGCGCUCUAGGUCUCGGUCACGAUCAAGAUCUCAUUCUCCUUCUCACAGUCGGGAGAACAAACAUCCAAGAGGAUACCAGAAUAACCGUGAGUUCCGCGGUUACCAUCGCGGCUUCCGGAGGCCGUACAACUUCAGGGGCAGAGGUCGGGGCUACUUCCCACGUGGACGCUACCAGCGUGGUGGUGGCGGUGGCUACGGCAACAACAACAACUUUCGCCCCAAUUGGAAGAAUUACAAACAGCAUCCUAAAAAGCAGCAGGAGCAAAACGAUUCACGAGGACACUUCCAGAAACGCUCAGGAAGUCCUCCCUUUUACAGUCACCGUAUUGAUCGGUCCGCCUCGCCCCUAUCUAGACACUCUAGGCAUUCUUCUUCUUCAUCACACUCCUCUCCCCCUAAAUUCAAGUCAGCCUUGUUGCUGACUAAUCAAAACUCCAAAGACGCCAAGGAGGACAACUCGGCUUCCACUGAACUGCAAAAGGCAGCAGGGGGAGCUGACAAGCCAGUGGAGCCUCUUGGGGAACCGACAGGAGAUGCCAAAGAAAGUCUGGGCAGUGGGAAACCUGAGAGGAAUUGGCAGCUUCUAACAAGCUGCAGCCCAAACAGAGCCAGUACUCUGGCAAGCUCUGCUGUUAUUGUUGGGCGGAACAGCCAAACUACUAACCAACCCACUUCUCCCACAGAAAGCAAAAAUGACACGAGCAACUGCGCCCUCUCUUGGCAGAAGGGAUGCAGUUCAUCGUCUGAUAAAAAACCCUCACAGGAAGUUCGAAAUCCUGUGCUUUGCAGCUUUGAUUUCCUUAAUGAGGAAUAUCUGGAUGGAGAUAAAGCAGCGAUCUCCAUUGCCUUCAGAAAGUUUUUGGAAGAGCAAAAGAAAAAAGCCAAAUCUGUUUCAGAAAAUGGAAAGAACAUGGAAACCACUGUCGUGAACAUGGAGGAAGAGAAAACAAACAGCAAAGCAUCUCCAAGUGUCACUGAUACAGUGUCAGCAAAGUGCAAAAAGGACAGUGACUGUGACGUGUCCCUGAGCAGCUUUCUGAAAUCGUCUCCAUUUCUGUCUGCUGAUGGGGAAGAAGAGAAGAAUUUACCAAAGCCCCACCCAAAAUAUCUCCACAAAGACUUUUGCAAUGGGGAUGAGUCCCCAAAGUCAAAGAGCAAGGUCAAUAAAUCAGCCCGUGAAAUGUUUGAAGAAGGCUUAAACAAAUGGCAGAACGGGGCUUAUUCACAGGUAUCUAAUGAUGACCUUGAGGCCGUGGCAGAUGAGAUACAUUUCACUCGAAUGCAGGAGAAAUCAGCUGCUUUUGCUGCUGCUUUCACUAAGAGGGAAUCAGCGAAUACAUUUGAGGAACUCUCCCCAGAGAGAGGUUGUAACAUGAAAAAGAUGGCACAAUCUACAUCUGUGCCAUCUCCUCAAACUCCUCCACGACCAAGGAGACCCUUGGACAGGGAGAUGUUUAUGAUGAAGGAAGAGGAAUGGCCUGUCACCUCCCCAAGAAAACAGGCAAAAUUUAACAUCAGAAUGAAUUUCCUUGGAGACAGCCUGAUAAGCCCAUCGGAAAUUUUAGCCCAAGAGCGGCAGCUGUCUCAGGAUCUUGUCCAGUCCUCAAAAAAGGCCCAGGGGUUCCGUUCCAUCUUUCAACAUGUUCAGUCAGCCCAGUUACAGAAAAGUCCCUCUGAGCUGUUUGCUCAACACAUUGUCACCAUCGUUCAUCAAAUUAAAGCUCAGCACUUUCCAGCUUCUGGAAUGACUCUAAAUGAUCGCUUCACCAUGUACCAAAGGCAAGCAGCAGAGAAGGAUAUCAUGAAGCCAAGAAAAAGCCCAGAGAUACACAGGAGAAUAGAUGUUUCACCAAGUGCUUUUAAGAAACAUUCUCAACUAUUCGAAGCGAUGAAAAGCUCAGAGGAUGGAACUUACAAGGAUGGCGGGGAAAAAAUGAAGGGUGACCCAAUGGACCUUCGUUUGGAUAUUGAACGCCGUAAAAAAUAUUCCACCCAUGAAAGAGAUUAUAAUGACAAUCGUGGAAAAGAUGUGGGAAUUUCCCCAAACUCAAGUAAAGAGCAAGCUGUGGAAGAAGUCUCAAAAAGUCACAAGAAAUCAAAGAAAAACAAGAAGAAACGUUGUCGCUCAAGUUCAUCUUCAUCUUCCUCAUCUUCAAUCUCUCAAAAAAUAGAACAUCUGCCCCAUAACAUGUCUGAUCCAAAAAAUAACACAAAAUUUAACAGAGGCAGACUGGAUCAAAGAGACUCAUCUGGACCACUGGAAAAACGACAGACAUUUGAAGGAUUUCAAAUACGAAUUCAUGGAAGGGACUGGAACAGAGGGAAUUAUCAGGGAAAUGGCUCAAAUAUUAACCCUGCAAACCUGGGAGUGCCUCAAAAAAGUGAAGACUGGGAUCCAGAAUAUACUCCCAAGAGCAAAGAAUAUUACUUGCAUGAUGACAGAGAUGAAGACAUAGAAUGCAACCAAGGCCGAGGACAGGGAAGCUUCAUCCUUGGGAGGCCGCGGUUCAUCAUCCGCAGAGCUACAACCAGUCCCAGUUGUAAAAGCCGCAAAUGGGUCCACAAUAAGUUCCUGGUCAAUGGGAUGCAAAGUGACAUAAAAAAAGAUGAGACAGAACACCACAAGGGAGACAUUGAUCGAGACGACACCUGAGCAGUCAAGGAGUCUGCUGAGAUUCUGGAAUAUUUCAUUUCAUGGAAUCUGAUUCAAUGAUUUGAAAUCAACAAUAGAUGGAUAAAUGCAAAUUUAAAUUGUUCAAAUAUUGAUCUUUCUUUAGAAAAUGUGUGGUUAAAAUGACACUGGCUAUUUAGAGUUUGAGCUCAAAUUAUGAAAGUGUUAUACAUGCUACUUGCAAAAUUUUUCCAAAUCACACACCUGAAAAGGUCAAAAUAACUUAACAUUGAAAAUGUUGAAUACAUUUUGGAUACUUGUUUCUAUGUUAUAGCACAUUUAUUUUGGGCUCAAACCUUAACAUGUCCACUAUCGGCCUUUCAUUUUGCUGUAAUAUAAUCAUGUGUGUUUUGGUGCAACCAUUUCCCAUAAUAAUGUACCAUGUAAUUAGUAGAAGCACUGUUUUAGGUUGGAUUUUUGUUUUAUAAGUUUAUGUAAUGGGUUUCUUUGCUUUAUAUUGGAAAGAAUUCCUGUAUUUUGGUGGUAGAUGACAUUUAAUUGCACUUGUAUUUUGACGCCUACAGGUGGUGGUGGUGGUGGGGGGGACCUCAUAUGAAAUCUCUUGAGUAUAUGCCUUACACCUGCAAAUAAGACAUCUUCAUUCUGACCUACCUACCUAAUUACCCGCAACUGUUCCCUGCUCUACAACCAAUGACCCUAAUGGCAUACAGAGAGUUCUUCAAGAAAGCCAUGAAAGACAACCAAGGAUUAAACUGGAGUUGCCAGUAUCCACCAAAAUUCUUUUAUCAGCUAUGAAUAUCACUAAGAGGAUUCAUUUUAUGGCAAUUCCAAGCUAUUCAGGGAGCUGUGAAAUUGGGUUGUGAAGGUAAACCAUAAGGAAUUUCUUUGAAGAAUCUGUGAGAAGGAGACACAGUGGUCUACUAAUCCUUGGACGGCUUACAGAACAAAUGAUCUAUGACCUUCCUCCAAACCUAUACCUCAUGCUACCACCACUCAUUUAUGUCCACUGUCAAGGUUCUUGUGGUUAAUGCUCGAGUCAGCUGUGAGUCACCGAAUCUCAGAAAUUGUAGUGUUGAAAUAGUAGAAUACAGGAAGAGCUGUAGCAAUCUGUGUUAUCUGAUCUGAACUACUUAAGGCAGGUGGAGAAGCUGUUCUCUUGGCAGGGUAAGCAAAGUUUUAUUUCCAUUUAGGAGACAGGUAUCUCCCAACAGGCUGCAAGAAAGGAAAGGUCUUCUUGUCCCUCUCUGGAAAGCAGUGGCAGAUUGUCUGGAUUGCAAUUACUACAAUGGUAAAAGCAUUGCUGUCUCUGCUGAGCAACGUACUCAACAGAGUUGUUCUCAGUGGGUUUCAGUACUAGUUCAGCGACAAGACCAGUCUGGUUUCAAGCCUAAAAAAAAAUCUAAAUCAAUAAUGGACAGCAUCCAAGCUGUGGAGGUACUAACAGAACACAAGUAUGAAUAUCAGUAAGGAUUCUUUGCAGCCUAUGAAGAAUUUUGAAAAGUGCCCUUUUGAACAUCCUGAGAAUUUGCAGGAUCCCCAAUAAUUUUCUGGGCUAAUAUAUAAGUGGUUUCAGACAAUGGAUGGAUGAUGGAUCGAGGCUUUCAUUGACUUUCUGGACUCAGUCGUUAACAGCAUGCCUAUGUUAUAGGUGUUGAACUUGUUGAGAAUUUCACUUUCCUGUAUAGUGUAAUUCAUGUCUUUGGGGAACAAAUGCAAAGACUUUAUGGUGUCCUGAGGUCACUGGACAGAGCUGUAUGGUAAUGUUGAUACAUUUGCAGGAGGGCAAAGGUCCAAGUCUUCAUAGAGUCCUGGUUCUCUUUCUGCUGUAUGUUUGCAAGGUCUCGAUGCUAACUCAUGACUAAAGAUGAUCACUGGAGGUCUUUGGUACUAGGCCUCCCAGGGACUUUGUCAGUUCAGCAAAUUUCAUUCACAAAAUGCUACCUGUAACCUUGAAAAAUAGGUUAAAGUCUUGACAGUGGCAAGUCCACAACUGGGUAGUGAACAUAAGGUUUCUUGAACUCCCCCACAUAGGUUGUAACAAAUCUUCUGGACGAGCCAUUAUCAUUAAACAAAAGAAUCAAUAGGUGGACAGGCAGCCAUUUAUACAAUCAGUAAAUGUUUUUAGUAUGUUGGUGCCUUUUUCCAUUUGAUCAAAUAUAGUGUUAUUUUACAGAAACACUACAAGAGUUUUUGACACUUGAUUAUUAAAAUUAAGUAAUUUGUGCAGCACUAAAUCCCAACAAAAGUAGCCAAAUUAGCAAAAUUAAAUCUUACACACCUUUUGAACAAGCAUAUUGAAUAGCGUGGUAAGGAAAAAUUCCUUUGGGAGUUUUCAAUUAUAGGAAAAAACCUCAAGCAGGUCAGAUCAAGUGGGGUGGCCAUGUGCUUUGGCCACAUAACAAAUAACAUGAUGUGAUAAAAAUGUUGCAGCUGGUGCAGUGUUUACAAUGACAUGGCCAGAAAGGACAAUCUGGAGGUGAAGACCGGAGUUCCAGACAAACAAACCACACUAGUUUAUCAGCGAUUGCACUUGAUACCAGAUCAGUCAAUGAAAUUUGGAAAUUUCACCACCAAAAUUCACCACCUUCAUGUGUAGAGACAUUUGGCUUUCACGUUCUAGAUUCAGGAUUUUGUUACUUGCAUUUAUUGGCAGUUGCCAAUUGGUCAACAGUCUUAAAAUGUUGGCUACUGCAAGGUGUGUCUUAAUGACUUCAACAAACUCUGGACCUCAGUUGGACCUUACAAAUCUGAGAUAAAGAAACAUCUACUCGAGUUUCAAUGAUGGUGUUGUGUAAAUUGAUUUCCAUCCACAGUCUUCAAAGUUUAUCAUGCUUUACAUGCUCAAGCAUUACUUAUAAGAGAUGAGAUGACAGCAUUGUUCAUGACUACCAAAAACUCAGUUAUCACAUUCUAGAACAAAAACAUCCUGAGAAGAAAGCAUGUUUUUUGUGAAUCAUAACAGAAUGUCAGCCUGUUCAGUGCCUUACAAAUGGCUUUGAUGGGACCAAAAUGUAAAUCGUCAAAGUUGCUCUGCAGCCUUGUAUUUCCUCAACACCCAACUGCUUUACUAGUUACCUAACUACCUGUACUGUAUAUUUAGUCAAUUGUUCAGGAAAUGUUUGCCGUCAGGCUUUUUACGACAGUAAUGCAGGCUUUUGUUUGGUCAUGAUAUAUUACAAUACAUGUCCACUACAAUUUUCCACAAGAACUACUGUAGUUUUUGUACUUGAUUACAAACAAACCCGUGUUUAAUUUUCGCUUCAGGAAUGAACUAGAUUUUAGACCUCAAAGUUAACUGGUGAAUGAAGAAUACCCCAUCUGCACUCCUCAAUAAAUCUUUAGGUUAGAAUUAUUCUCAUCAUUCUUUUGGGAAUCAUAAUGUCAAAUUAAAGACUGUGCUUUGCUGUGGGAAUGCUGUUCUUAUUGCUAAUAUAUGAAACAGCAAAAUGUGUUGGAUUUUUGUCCAAAUGUGCCUGCAUAAGUUAAUCGCUUUUAUAAAACAUUGUUGCUGUUCCUCUAUAAAUUAAAAACACACUGAUUACUU